GCCCGACAGCGAUUGCGCGCGACGUUGCCACUCUGAUAUAAACAAACAGAUGACAGAUCAUGCAUGCGCGCGAACGGCGAAUGUAAUUACUAAUUCGAGAUUUUUUAAAUUAAUAAUCACAUACGUGUUGAAAUAGAUUGUACUUGUUACUUAUUACUAUUAAAGUGAGUGUUAAAAUGGACAAUUAUAAUGUUGAGUUCAUUAAAAACUGUGAAAAAACCUUACAAAUUCGGCUUGAAUUGAAGGCAAAGGGACCGCCACGGCCUGAACUUAACCUGACGCAAAAAUGUACCACAAAAACGAAAACAUAUACGCGUGUGUUUAAAUCCGAACAAUAUGUGAAAACACCGUGGUUGUGUCGUUGUGAUGUGACAAGUGUGUGUAACAAGUUAUUUUGUUUUCCGUUGUUUUUUGUUUGAAGCGGGCACGGCCGGCGGAGAAUGUGGCUAAUGGGCGCGUUUUGCGUGCUAUGCGCGUUCCACAGCGCCGUGGAUGCGCAAUGGAGAUGCCCCGGCUUAUCUGCUCGUCCCGCUGCCGAAUGCUCCUGUGAUCUACCUCAUACACUCCGCUGUGCGGGCGAUCAUACUGCGCUUCAGAUCAUAGGCCGCCAUCUUCGCGAACAGAAGGCUCGAAACAAGAACACAGCUGUAUCACUCCUGGACUGUGCACUGCGAGGAGUAUCAGUCUUAUCAUCAGCUUCGGUAUCAGAGCUCGCUGGUGUAGGACUCCAUGGGCUUGUGAUAUCCUCGGGAGAUAUACGACGAGUGCAGCAAGGCGCUUUUAGUACUGUUUCUGCUACUUUAUUUGCUUUAGGUCUCCCGAACAACCAGCUGCCCAUAGUUCCAACAGAAGCGUUAACAAGACUCUGGAAUUUAGAUCGCUUGGAUUUGUCCAACAAUAAAAUUCAUACCUUAGACAGUAAUUCAUUUAAGGGUAUCACAAAUCUAACCUACUUGGAUAUAAGUGACAAUCAAUUGACGGAUAUAUCGGAGGGAGCAUUCCUGCCUUUGAUAAGGCUGAGUGUUCUAAGGCUAAGAGGGAAUUUACUGAAAGUACCAGCACUGGCUCCUUUGAAGGAGGCCCACAUGUUAAGAGAUUUGGAUUUAUCCAGCAAUGCACUAGAAGGUCCGCUCGGCCCUACCACAGUGCCCACACUGAGUUGUCUCACCACCCUUCAAUUGUCUGACAACACAUUUGCGAGUAUACGACGGGGGGCUUUGUCAGGUCUCACAAACUUAACUCAUUUGAACUUGCACAACAACCAAAUAGACGUGCUAGAGGACUAUGCGUUCAAACACAUAGCCAACUUGACGCAUCUGGAUCUGUCUCACAAUGAGAUCGUCGCUGUAUCAGGUGCAUCGCUAGCUCAGCUGACUAGCUUAGUCCACCUGGAUCUUUCGCACAAUUUCCUUCGGUCCCUAUCUGCUGAGCCGCUGAAAUCUCUCAGAGGUCUGACCGAACUAUUGCUCCACGAUAACGACAUCUCAAUGAUAGAUGACGGAGCUUUGGCACUGCAUAAGGACCUCGGCCGAUUCACCAUUGAAGAUAAUCCUCUUAAUUGCGAUUGCCUAAUGGCCGGAUUCGCAAGGUGGUUGAGGGAGGCAAAAAAUCUUCCCCAAACUGAUAAAUCGGUGGCCGUGUGUGCAACACCGCCACAUUUGGAAGGAGCUCUGCUAUCUCGAUUGUCUAAAAACAAGCUUUGCGAUGAUUCCGAACAUACAGACUUGAAACAAAAAGAUACGAACUACGAUUUCAAUAAGGUUCUAGCGAAUUCGAUUGUUAACGAUUAUAAAAUUAAUGUGGAUAAUAGUGAAGGGGAAGUUUAUGUUGAUAAGCAAGACGGUUUGGAUGAUGAUUUGUAUGAUGAAGAGUUGGAAGUUCCAGCUGAAGAAGAUUUGCCGAUUUCUGAAGCUAAGGUACGCCUAAUAGACGCUUGGCAUGACGACGAAGAAGUGCACCUAUCUUGGGCAGUGGACCCUCUAUCGACUCGCCGGUAUAGAUGCACUGGAGUCACGGCGUCCAGAGCUGGUGGUCUACCGAAGCACGUGGCGUGUCAUAGAGCCUCACCUUCGAAUGUCGUGUUGCGAGGAUUGAAGAUUGAUGCUGUUGAUCAGUAUACAUUCUGUAUAGCUCUGGAAGAAAUGGAUAGUUCUGAUGUGCCUCUCUCUUUAGUACUGGGUUGUGGUGCACCCAUGCAAGUUAGACAACGAGCUACUUUCGCUACUGUCGUGCCGAUAGUGGUUACACGGGCUCCAGAACCAAGCAACCCUUUGAGAGUAUCAGAAGUCCGUUCGAACGUCACAAGCGAUGGGGUCUUAACGGUUCUGAUAUCAGUGUUGGGGCUUCCCCAAAGACCACAAUACGUGCUACCUCGUUCCCAAAGACUGUCCAAUGAUGUCAGACCAAUCGGCAACUGUUAUAUCGUCCUCGCUGUCUUAUCACGAGGAAGCCUCGUAGCCCAAAAAGAUACCCCAUGCCAAUCGACCCUAGAAAUUUCUAUGGAAGGCUUCAUGAGAGGACCUUACGAAGUCUGUGCAGCGAUUUCGAAGUAUAAAGUCGAUGAAAGAAGAACAAUUUGUGUGGUCCCCCAGCUAAUUGAGUCUCUUGGUACUUUAGAAAUGAAAGCAGGCUUCAAGGGGUUAAAUACAGCUCUCAUAGGCGUGGCUCUUGGUUUGAUGGUCGUGGUCAUUGGUUUGGUGUGGUUUGUGAGAAAGAUGUUGAAAAAACCAGCGGACUUUGAGCCCCAUAGGUGUUUUAGACAAGAACCAGUUCAGGAGGAAAAUCCUAGAGCGAGUUAUGUCAUGCUGACAGCCACUUCGAAGGUAUAGAUGAACUCCAUAGGAGUUUGUGUUACUAGUCGUGAAAAUUAUCUUUUUUAAAUAAUAUAUUUGUUUGGUUAUUCAAUGAAGUAUUAAAUUCGAUGUAUGUUUAGAUGUUGUGUAAAAUUAAUAUUAUUGUUUGUUAAAUAAAAUUCGGAAAAUCCCAAAUGGCACACUAAUUUGGUUCGUUUAAAUUAUUUAACAGAUGCGCUUAGAUUUUAAUUUUAAUUGUUUUUUGUUUGUCGUGUGUAAGUUAACGUUCUUCUCCAGUAAAAAUAUUAUAACUUUGAACUUCAGGAACAAAACAAUUUUUUUUAACGUGAUGAGUGAUGUGAUAUCUCCAUAUUUUUUGGAAGUCCAAAACCAAAAUGUCUAAUUUUUUAUUUUAUCAAUAUGUAUUUGAAGAUACAUAAAAUCAAAUUAAUAUACCAAGUGUACCCCACAUCAGAACUAAGAAAUAAGAUCAUUAAAUACAGUCGUGUAAAUAAAUAUUAUCUCUGAGAUCAAAGUACAAUAAAAUAGACGGGAAUCAAGUUGUUUUAGCGCGCGCGCGCACCCUAAAAACUUUUCAGUCGGCCGACCGGAGGCCGGUGGUAGGAAAAAAAAUGUUUUUUGAAUGUUCAGAAUUUGAUCGAAGUUUAUAGUCGGUCCGAUACCGGACAAAUACCCUAUGGUUGUUACGUGUGUACUUCCUUUCAUUCUUGUUCCUUUUCUUCAUUUCAUUGCCGUCCUAUCGGGCUAUGAGAAUGAAGAAAUAGUGAGUGCACCUGUGUCUGCGUAAAUGCUUGUGCGCUAUAAUAUGUCCUGCGAAGCUGGCUAAUCUCCUUACCUGAGAACAGCCGCCGUAGGCGAUAAUCGGCUAGGAGGAUAUCAUCAUCAUCAUGACUUCCAUUCAAUUUUAUACUGAUUUACGAACCCAAACUAUCGGGCGACUAAAAGUUUGUAGUGUGCGCGCGCUUUUAGCAGAUAAGCGUACUGUGUAACAGUAAUAUCUUACUCUAAGUAAUAAUAUUUGCAAUCACCUCUAGCUUGUGAUAAGAACGUAAAUAUCUGUAAUUAUAAUUACACUUGCUGGCAAUAUAACUGAGUCAGUAGCGAGAAUCUUCAUAUCUUUGAUAUUAUACAUACAGCUAAGUUUACGAACAUUUUAUGUAAUAAUUGGGACAUAAAACUAAUGUCAUUGAAGAUGUCAAGAUUUUCAAACUGACUCAAAUUUAUUGCUCUCAAGUGUAUCUACUUAGUAGUUUAAGCUAAUGUAAAUGUAAUAUUAAUAUAAAUGAAAAAAAUCUCGUUAGUCUUGAAAUUGACUGAUUUUAAAGCUUAACUUCGAGGUAUGGUGUUUAUCGAAAUGUCAAAGUACUCCAAAAGUCUUAAGCGAAGCUAAAGCCACUUAAUGUUCCAUUUCGGAAAAAAAAGCAAGCUAAGGUGGCUAAGGUUAUGACUGUUAUGAAUAAGAUCCCCACCCUACGGACAUCAAGGCACUUGAUAAAAACUGAUUUAGCUUUUUAGCAAGUAUAUAUUGCCAACCAUCAACUUUUUCAACUUGGUUCUAUGUGUAACCCACAAAAAGAAAUAUUGAUAGUGAUCCUUCUCAAAUACUAUUUUUGUUACAGCCAAAGUGGUACUUCUAAAAUACCUAUUUAUGUUUUUGUAACUUAGGGUCCUAAUGACGUUUCCCACUAUUUACCCUUCCUCGAAGUAAGAGCAAGCUAACUCGACGAGCUUCUAAUAAAUGACUAAAAUAUAAAAUAUUUCUUCUGUGAAGACGUAUUUCUCAAACAUUAUUUAGUUUAGAACUAAUAUAAGUAUUAACACGAGGCUGACAAAUAUGUUUAAUCUGUACUAAUAUUAUAAAGGAAAAAAAUGUAUUUUUGUUUGUUUGUUUGUGAUGGAUAAACUUAAAAACUACUGAACCGAUUUUCUAAAUUCUUGCACUGUUGGAAGGUACACUCUUCCCAAGUAACAUAGGCUAUAUUUUAUCCCAGUACAAGUAGUAAUUUCCUCGAGACGCAGGUGAAACCGCGGGAAAACGGCUAGUUAUGAUACAUAGUCAAUACGAAGUCUGUAUGUAAUUAAAUUUUUAAUUAAGAAGCACGAUAAUUUUGUCUAAUUCAUUCUAGUGAUUUGUAACUAAGUAAUUUUAUGAAUUAAAUCUGUUAUUAAUAUCAUUUUAAGUUGAGAAAUUAAUAAAGCUAGCAUCGGUUAUAAAUUAUUUCCAUUGUUCAAUUAAGGAGUUGAAAAUUACUUGAACUUUUGGAGAAAGUAUCAUAAUUUGUUUUAAUUGAACCAAUUUUUUGAAGCUUCAAGAAAAAUGUACUGUGUCUUUACAAAUUAAUGAAACUGCGUUUUAAAA
Helicoverpa armigera (cotton bollworm) is the source of this 5172-nucleotide messenger RNA. RefSeq lists its product as uncharacterized. Gene Ontology annotation, cellular component: plasma membrane. Bases 441 to 2828 code for a protein of 795 amino acids. NCBI's taxonomy places the organism in Eukaryota, Metazoa, Arthropoda, Insecta, Lepidoptera, Noctuidae. The record is from RefSeq and is a predicted model, not a curated record. Gene Ontology annotation, molecular function: protein binding. The transcript is spliced from 12 exons.